Molecule: messenger RNA, 681 nt
Organism: Diversispora eburnea
Lineage: Eukaryota; Fungi; Glomeromycota; Glomeromycetes; Diversisporales; Diversisporaceae
Source: the annotation of a GenBank genome assembly
AUGACUAAUGUUAUAACAUGGUUUAAAAAUGUACUAAAGUUAUCAAGGAAUUACCAUGUGAAAGAUAUUCAUACACAAGUAACCCAUCAACAAAAUUUGCGAGAAACAAAUGUCACUAUUACAAGUGACACCGAAAUAUCCAUUGGACUUAAUAAAAUGAAUUGUGUCUGGAUUGAAACUAAGAAAAGAGAAGAGAAUCUUAAAGAAGGUCAAGCCAUGGGAGAGUUAUUCUUAAUAGAUAAGGAACAUUCAAUAAAUUCGAUGACCGUCUUAACUGAUUACAAUGAUUGUUGGAAUAUUUUCUUUUUUAUGAUAAUAAGAAAUAGUGAAAAAUACAUAGUAAAGGCUGAAAUUAAUGACCGUGGUAUUGUCUUGGUGAUAAUUAAACAGUUGGUAAUUGUAGAAGGAAAUAAGCUUUUCAAUUGGUUAGAAAAGGACACCAGUUAUCAAGUAGAAAGAACAAAGUUUUUCGAAUGCAUACCUGAAGUUGGUAAUGAAGAAGACAGAAUAGAAGACAUUGUUAAUGACAUAUCAAGACAGGAAUUAUUUAAUAUGAAUAUAUACAAAAGUUUAAGAAUGUUAAGAAAUUGGUAUAGAUUAGAUGAACAACCACAAGUAGAUCAACUUAUCAAACAAUUUAAUGAUGAUUAUGAAAAUUCACCAUUACAGAUGUUCACAUAG